GAGGAAAAACAGGAAGUGUUGCUGUGCGGACUGACAAAGGGGCUGCGGAGUAGCCGCUAUUCUUCAGGAAACAUGAUUUCCAACGGCAUUCUGACUUGUUUCAUUACUUUGCUGCUUUAUAACAAGAUUCGGGCAUCUGAUUUACCGAUCAACGCCGCAGUUUCCGAGUCGAGCGAAGGCGAUGUCUCUAUUAGAAAUUCAUCUUUAAGCCCUGUGUUGUCUAUGUCGCCUUCGCUCCCUUGGAGUUCUCAUUUCUCUCUCAAUUUGCUGUCCGCGUUUCCAGAGGAUCUUGAAGUCAGCGACUAUUGCCGUGAACUCCUUAAGAUCUUUGCUCUGCGAUAUGUAUGGUAUGUGAAUUGUCUCGUUUCUUCCGCCCGCCCUGUCAAGAUUUGCCAGAACUGUUACCUCGAGUAUAGUGACCUGCAGGAAAUAUACAAGAACAUAUCAUCAGACCAGGUGGGUCCUUCAAACGUCAGCUGCAGAGAUAGCCUUCUGCGCUCCGACAGGCUGAUGCUGGUGUUCGUGCUUUUCGACAACCUACAGGAGAUAUGGAAGCAGUCGGACUGCAAACACUGCCUUGCCCCUGACCUCCACAGCUUAACCAAUGACACCCUGUACUACAUGGCAGUGCUGAACCAGUCGCUCAGCUGCUUUGAGAAACACCAGCAGCAAGGCAAUCAUUCUGAGCUUUGCAAGGAGUGCAAAACGAUCUACAAGCGCUUAAACGACCUUUACAGCGCGAUGGACUCGAACAAUACCCUGUGCAUUGAUAUUGAGGAUGCAAUGAACAUGACCCGCAGAUUGUGGAGCAAGAAUUUCAAUUGUUCCUCAACUCGGGAAGAGACGGUCCCUGUCAUCGCCGUGUCCAGCUUCAUGCUCUUCCUGCCCAUCAUCUUCUACUUGAGCAGCUUCCUUCACUCGGAACAAAAGAAACGCAAGCUCAUUCACCCCAAGCGGGCUAAAUCGAGCAACAGCAUGGCGAACAUCCAGGAGAAGUACAGCUGAGUGAUGGGAUGCUGGCGGUGGAGGACGUGGAGGCAAGGCGGCGCCCCGCCCCUGAAUCCGCCCCUGAACCCUCCCCUGAAUCCCGCCCCUGAAUCCCGCCCCUGAAUCACAGUGUGUUUGCGAAGGUCCUCAAAUGCUGGGAAAGACAGCUUUCAUUUUGCCAUGGCGGGGG
Messenger RNA from Anguilla anguilla (European eel), 1177 nucleotides. RefSeq names its product osteoclastogenesis associated transmembrane protein 1 (gene ostm1). The record is from RefSeq and is a predicted model, not a curated record. The transcript has 6 exons. Bases 73 to 1005 code for a protein of 310 amino acids. NCBI's taxonomy places the organism in Eukaryota, Metazoa, Chordata, Actinopteri, Anguilliformes, Anguillidae. Gene Ontology annotation, cellular component: cytosol.